Messenger RNA from Phymastichus coffea, 10415 nucleotides. RefSeq names its product mucin-2. NCBI's taxonomy places the organism in Eukaryota, Metazoa, Arthropoda, Insecta, Hymenoptera, Eulophidae. Gene Ontology annotation, molecular function: protein binding. The coding region runs from base 255 to 7493 and encodes 2412 amino acids. The record is from RefSeq and is a predicted model, not a curated record. The transcript is spliced from 7 exons.
CCUCCCGAUCGAACGCCAGUGCGAGCAACCACAAGUGCGCGAUACCGAGUCUCUCUUUUUUUACUUUUUCCUCUUCUUUUCUUCGGCGAUUACGACUCUCUUGUCGCGCGCGCCAGUGAGCUCUCCCGAAACGUAGAGACGGGCAGACCUCUCGUCUCCGUGGCGGCUUUCGCUCCAGCGCUUUCGAGCCGACGAACGCCAGCGCGCACAGGGACCUUUGACUGCAAGCCGAGCGCACGACAUAAGGUGGCGACAUGACGACGCUAAGAUCCGGGCUUCGACGACCCGGACUCACGAUGUACUUGGUCCUCGUCGUCUUGGCCGUACAGAACGCACAUUCCGCGCCCAUAGAAAACGAGUCCACGCAAGUUGCCGAAUACGAUGCGAGCGCAGGCGGAUGCUACUACAACUUAGAGCACUACCAAGAAGGCGCGCGGAUAAUAACGAACGAGCCAUGCCUCAACUGCACGUGCCACAAUCGAAUGCUGAUGUGCUACUUGAGGGUGUGUCCCUUCACCAAGGCGAUCGGCCAGGACUGCACGGUCGAGAAGCGACCCGACCAGUGCUGCCCCGUAGUCACCUGUCCCGAAGUACCCGUUCAACUGCUCACCUCCACCACGUCCUCGCCGGCCAAUAGGUCGGCCGCGGCGCCCUCGUCCAGCACCGACCUCGGCUUCCCCGACACCUACGGCUGCAGCGUCAACGAGCGCUUCUUUGCCGACGGCGCUCAACUGCCGAUCAACGCCAGCAACCCCUGCGAGCUCUGCUACUGCAUCAGAAACAAGACCACCUGCCUGAUGCAGCAGUGCACGCUCUCCGUCGUCGGCUGCAAGCCGGUCUACCAUCCGGGCAUCUGCUGUCCCGUCAAAUACAAUUGCGAUUACGACGACAGCUACGAGACAACGACGCCCGGCCUGAUAAUGUCGACGACGACGACGACGACGACGACGACGACGACGACGACGACGACGACGCUGGAGCCUCGCAUCACGCCACCGCAGUGCACGCACGACGGCAACACGUACGACGACGGCGAGCUCAUCUACACGAUUCAGCCGUGCCAGCACUGCUACUGCUUCCACGGCGACAUCGUGUGCGCGGUGCAGGACUGCGGCAAACCCAUGGAGUCUCACGGCAACAAUUGCACGGCACUGCCACCGCUCGACGGCGAGUGCUGUCCCAGCUAUCACUGCGAGGACGGUACGUCAAACGUCGCUACGGAAAUACCCGACGUAACGGACGUAAACGAAGUUCCUCAAGAGCCACCGAAAGAGUCGUUCCCUGGAGCCAACAACGACAUCCCAGAGGAAGUUACGGCAGACCGCUCGUCAACGACGGAAGAGCCGCAAACGGUAUUGCCCGUUAAGAGCGAAGUUCCUGAACCUAAUACCACGGCAUCACCUGCCAUUGACGAGAAACUCACGACUAUCGAGUCGGAAGAUAAGCCAACCGAAUCAAAAGAGCCGCAUGACGAUCAGCUCACGGAGAAGGCUCCGAUGCCAGAUGAGACUGUGAUUGAAAAUACCACACCUACGCUGAUAGAGGUUAACAAGGACUCUGAUCUAUCAUCUGAACUUCCUCCAAGAAUAGACAGCGAUGAGCAUCAAGAUGAGACGACAACCAGUGAAACAAACAACGUUGCCGAAGCAUCGACCGAAUCAAAAUUAUCGCCAACCGAUACAGAACCGACGAGAACUCCGGGCGUUGAAAAGGGGGCAGAAAAUGCAAGCCACGAACCGGUCGCUGAGGCCAUGCCAGAAGAACCCACAAUGACAUCUCCGGAAGACAGCGAGAAUAUUUCGCCAGGUCAAGCUGAUGUGACGACUGAAAAAGUAACGACAGUUAGCGAAGGAAUAGACAAAACUAGUGAUUCUUCUAGUCCAGUUAGUGAAGUAAUUACAACCGAACAAAGUAGUAGCAAGGAAUCGACUGAAGCAACGCCAUUAUCCUCAGAUGUAGAAUCAAAGAAACCAGUUGAGCCUGCAUCAGAAACGACAGAACAAACAACGACAGAACCUGACUCAGACAAAUCUGCGCUCUUGCCUGAAGUUCCAGAUGAUAACAAGAGUACAACACAGAGUCAUAACAUUGAUUCGUCAUCGUCAAACAAUGAAGAACCAGAGAGCGCAGAGCCUGUAACUAUCGCUACUGAUUCAUUAUUGCCAAAUAAAGAGAUUGACGAAGAACCGAAACAUGUAGAGCUUGUAACUACCAGUACUGACUCGUCAUCUUCAAGUAGUGAAGAACCAGAAAGUGCAGAACCUGUUACUACCAGUAAUGAUUUGUCAUCGCCAAGCAAUAAAAAUCCAGAUAGUGCAGAACCUGUUACUAUUGGUAUUGAUUCAUCAUCAACAAACAGCGAAGAAUCAGAAAGUGUAGAGCAUGUUACUACACCAGAAUACUCAUCGACCUCGACUAUUUUGAGCUCCGAUGUUGAAAAAACAUCUGAUGAAUCGAAGUCACCAAUCAGCCCUGAAGCUACGACAGUAGAAACUCCCGAAGAAAAUGACAAUACACUGAUUACGACUUCAGCUCCAGCUUCAGCUCCAGAAGUUACAACUACAAAAUUAAACGACGAAAUGGUAUCGGAAGAAAUAAAAGAGCCAAUAAGUCUUCAAACUUCUACACCGGAGGAUAUUGAAAAUAGAAUUCCAGAAGAAACCGAUACGACAACGCCGGCUAACGACAGAUCUAAGCCUGAAGAAAGUAUAACAAUCGAGCCAGAAAUUACUACGUCAAAGAAUAUUGAUGAGGACAAACAAGGUGCAGAAACUAGGGUUCCAUUUGAAACAUCCACUCUUCCAAACAUCGAAAGCAAGAAGCCUGAAGUAGAUGAAACGCCAUCAACUUUAAGGCCUGUUUCAUCAUCUGAAAGCGAGCAACCCAAAACUGAAGAGCCUCCGUCAGAAAACAUUACUACGCAAGCACCUGAAAAGUCAGAAGGUUCUGAAGAACCAAUCAUACCAGAAACGGGACCUUCCGGUAUACCAAGCGUGUCUAAACCAGAGCGAGGUCCAGAGAACAAAAAAGUGGAUAGCAAUGAAACUCUGGUAGAACCUGGAGUGACUGAAGGAAUUAUUAUUACUGGUAGUGGCAUGCCGCAUCAUGUUAAUAUGCAAACUGAAGAACCAGAGUACGGAUCCACGACAUAUUUGCCACCAGUUGGUUCAAGUAUUGAAGUAGACAGACAAUCAUCUACACCCAUAAUUGAGAAAUUACCUAAAGAUGAUUUGGACGUAGAAAAACAAACGACAGAACUUCCUAUCACACCUAAAAUCAAGUACGAUACAACAACAGUUAAGCAACCUGAAGAUUCAAAUUCUGAAACAUCUAAGGAAGGAAAACCUAGCAUUGACAACGAGGCAACUUCCAAGAGGCCAGACGAUGAAAGUAAGACGACAAAACCUGUCGACAGUACUUCAUCAAUAAAAGAAAUACCCAGCGAUACAUCAGAUAAAUCUACUGGUGAGAAAGAGGGUGAGAUUGAGCAAACAACAAGUAAUGAACUCUCUGAUGAGGAAUCGACAACCGUGACGACUGUCAAAGAAAACGAGCCAUCAGUUAGUGAUGAAAGUAAAAGUAGUACUGAGGCUCCUGAAGAAGAAAAAGAUGCUUCCAAGUCUCCCGAAGUAGAAGAAGGAACUACUAGUGUUACAGGCAUCGAUGAUCAAUCUUCAGAAAAGCCAGUUAGUAACGAAAAUAGCGUUGAACCUGUGACUAGUUCCGGUAUCACCAGUGAGGUACCUGAAUCAGUCACUAAUCCUGAGCACAGUUCAAGUGGAACUUUAUCAACUGAGGCACCACAAAAAUCUAAAGAAACAGAAUCUGCUUCCGAAAUUCCUAUUUAUAGUGCACCAGAAGUCCCUGAAUACAUUAUGACAGAGAAAACUUCUGAAAGUUCAGUUGAGUCAGACGCACACACCACUUCAUCACCAGAAGAAGAUAAAAUAACAACGCCAAAACUAAUCGAAUCAUCUACUGAAGUUGUAACAUCAGAAUCUUCGACUGCUCCAGAACAGUCAGAACCAUCGACAGAAAGGAUAAAAGAAUCAUCUACUGAAUUUGAUGAACAUAGUAAAGAAGUGCCAGAAUCGACGUCCACAACUGUGGCUUCAAUAGAUGUAACACCCGAGCAAGAGUUAAUAGCACAGCCAACCACAGAAAAAUCUGCAACUGCGGAAGACUUGUCGGAAAAAAUAGAAGAGUCUAGUCAAUCAACAGAAUCUAAUGAUAUUACAAGCCAAAAACCAAUUAUUGAAAUGGAAGUAACGCGCCCAGGUAUCCCAGGAGAAGGCAAUUGUCUUGAACAAGGCCAAACUUAUACUAAUAAUUCGGCACUUCCUCCACAAAGCCCUUGUGAAUUUAAUUGCCGAUGCAUCAGUAGCAUGAGAAUAUGUGAACAUAUAGAAUGUUCAUCUCCACCAGACGACUUACCACCUAACUGUACACAAAUACAUUCAGCUGAAUCAUGCUGCCCAAUGUACGUUUGCGACUCAACGCCAAAGGUUGAGCUGCAAGCUGGUAAUCAGAUGUCUGACAGUCAUACAACUCCUAUUUAUGAUGAAAGCAAAACGAAAACUACUGAAAAAUUAUCCGAAGAAUUCUCGACAGAAUCACCUAAAGUUGAAGAGCCUAUUCAAUCCUCCGCGACCACAGCUCAAACAGAAAAAGAAUCGACUACUCCUGUUCCUUCGGUAGAAGGAGAAACUGUGAGUCUUCCAACAUCAACUGAAAGUUCCUCAGCAGAACCAACAAUUGAUAUAAGAAUCAAAGAGGAUGAAGAAAAAGAACCAACUUUGCCAAUUGAAUCCUCCAAAGACAUGGAAGAAACAACUACAGCAAUUCCCGAACCCGUUGAAACAAUGUCACAAAAAACAUCCAGUAACGAUGAAACAUUACCUACUGCGACAGACAUAUCAGCAACUCAAAAACCAAUUUUGACAAUAGAAUCACAAACGGAAAAAGAAAGUUCUGAACACGUUACCGAACAGUCGGAAGUUGAAGGAUCUUCAGAACCAACGAAGCCAUUAGAAGGUCAGGAUGACGAUAAUUCGAGCACACAGUUGCCAGGUACAAAUGAGACGCCUGUUACAAGUCCUGAACCUACCAUUACAUCAAUCGACAGCGAUACCAAGAACAUUAUUUCAGGACCUAGUGAAGAACCCUCAUUAUCAGAAGAAACCGAAGUAACUUCUUCGACUACAUCAUACAGCACUGAAUCAUCAAAAACAGGAGCUUUUGACGAAGAAAAACAAAAGCCUAAAGAUUCGGAAUCUGAAAAAGAAACCCCAGAAUCCACAGAGCGUAGUUCAGUAGGAAGUAGCGAAACCCCCACUGAAGAAAGUACCAGCUCAGAAAUUCAAGAAGGUACCGCUACAUCUUCUGCCACUCCUGAUAAAGUAUCUGCCGAAGAUACAUCAAAUAAAUUAAACCAAGAUACCUCUGCAUCGUCACCAUUACCAGAAGUUGAUGUUACAAGUAUGACUCCUGAACAAUCAUCGUCUCACAGUUCCGGAGCUACUGAAGAUGACAUUAACAAACAGCAAGAGUCUACAACCCAAGAAAUUAUAUCUGAAACAAGUGAAGAUACACCUAAAGAAACUGUUGAAAAUGAACCAUCUACUUUUGCACCAACAGAUAGAGAUGAAUCAACAGCGUUAUCCGAAACAAAGCCUUCAGAAGGACAAGAACCUCUGCAAACCACGGUUCAAACAGAAGUUGACUCUUCUGCUGAGGUUUCGACUACAAUGAUAUCAGUAGAUGAAACUACAAAGGACUCUGAAAUUCCAGACAAGGCAUCGUCCGUUGAACCACAGCUAGAAGAAACUACAGAACUGAAUAAACUAAGUAGCAGUUCUAGCGAAAAUACGAAUAUUGAAUUAACAGAGUCUCCGGAGGAAACUAAACAAGAAGAGCCAAUUACAACUGUUGCUCCGUUAGAUCAGUCUACUGAUAAGACUACGUCGAGUGAAGAGACUAUUGAAGAUGGAAAGUCUACUGAAUCACCUAUUAGUGAAAGUGGCGAUACGAAUAUUGAAACUAAAAUAGAAGCUACCGAGCCAUCAGUUCUAGAAGACAAAAAAGAGGAAGUAGUAACAGCAGCUCCCGAAUCUGAAGAGUCCAGUAAAACUGCCACUGUUCCUGAACAAUCAAGUACGGAUGAUCAAGCAUCAGAGCAUCCAGUUGAAACACCAGUUGAGACUUCAAUCGAAACAUCUACCGAAGGUGAAGAAGUGUCUUCUUCAGCAGUUUCGGAAGCAAACGAAAGCGAAGAAGUUACGAAGGGAGAGUCUGAAGUUCCCUCAGAAGAACCAUCUUCAGCUUCAAUUGAUGAAUCAGAAAAAUCUAUAGAUGAAAAUACUCCAGAGACAUCAUUAGGAGAAGAAACCACCACUAAAUCAUCUUCCGAACCUGCAAUUGAUUAUUCCUCCUCCGUACCUGCAAUUGAUUCUUCCUCCUCCCAACCUGCAGUUGAAUCUUCUUCGUUUGAACCUACAAUUGAACCUUCGUCUUCUGAACCAACUGUUUCUGAUGUAACGACUAGUGAACCUAAACUUGGUGAAAAAUUAGGUGAAAAUGAGCCAAGCACAUCAUCAGCAAUUUCUGAAGAGCCUACGUCUUUGCCUGAAAGUACUAGCGACAGCUCAAUAAGCUCGACAUCCGAAACUCAAGAUCAAAGUACCAAGGAAUCGAUAUCUUCACAAGAACCAAUAAGCACGGAGCCGUCCGAGACACCUGAUUCUGACGACGAUCAACAUAUCCACGACACACAAGCUCAACAUACAGCGCAGCCAAUCACACAAGAACCUCAAAAUAUAACUGAACAAUCGACAGAACAUUCUGAAGCUGUAAUCCCACACAAACGACCAGAAUACCCAGAUCAGACUGAAAAUCUGCCGGAAACCGACGAUGAGGCUAUUUUCCCACCUGAAGGUGGAAAUAUCAAAGAUCCGUUCGAGGCGCCAGAAACCGACGGAGAAGACUAUGAUGGUACCGACGAACACAUAUAUGGACCUGGAACUUGUAGAUACGGCGGAAAGAUCUACAUGUCUGCCCAGCAGAUUCCACGCGACGAUCCUUGCGACUUCUGCUUCUGCUUCCGUAGCGAUAUUAUCUGCCUACAGCAGAGUUGUCCUCCACCGAUACCUGGAUGUCACGAGGAACCAAUCAACGGAUUCUGUUGCCCGAGGUACGAGUGUCCCGUUUCGAUGGCGACUUCUCUCAACAUAACAACUACAACGACCACCACGACAACCACGGUGCCACCGCACUUCUUGUCGCAUGCCUACCGUGGCAAUGCGUUCCGAGGAGGCUGUCAAGUUGGCAAUCGAGCGUACCGAAUUGGUGAGGAAAUCAAGUCAAAGUCCGGACCCUGCAUGGGCUGCACGUGCGGAGGUGACGGCAAGAUGAAGUGCGAGCCUAAGGCCUGUUCGGCGAGCCCCAUGCUCAAGGAAAUGAUAGCUCAUGCAGCUGCCAAAAGGAGAAGGAGAUGAGCCAUUUACGCAUGGUUCAAUCAAAACCGAUAACUUUAAUCUCCUGACAUUAAAUGUCAGAUAAUUGUAAUACAUGAAAAUAGUGCGUACGUUUGUACAAAAAACGAAAUGCAAGAGAGAGAGAGAAAGAGAGGGAGAGAGAGAGAGAGAGCACGAUAGAGCAAGUACGAGAGAGAGAAUGAGAGAACGAGCGAGUCUGCGCAAUGGAGUAAAAAUGGACUUGCAUGUGAAUCGCCUUAGACAAAGACAGUUUUUUAUUAAAUAGGCGAUAUAGCGAACUGAGUGGCCAAAACGUAAACGUUUAUAUAUAUAAAUAUUUUAUUGUUUUAUACAUAUACAUAAAUUUAUACAUAAAUAUUAUAUAUAUGAAGGGAGCGAAUGCGGACGGAUGUUUGAAAACGCGAAUUUUUUUCUUUGUGGUGCCAAAAUGUAAUGGCUAAACGGAUAUUAAAAAGACACGAUAAUGUAAAGAUAUAAUUAUAUUAUAAGGAGCAAUUUUUUUAUAAGUAACGGGAAAAUCUUGCGCUGUACCAGUAAUGCUCGAUAAAACGCGCGAAGGUUAAAGCCCCUGCCCUUCCUUCCUCCCCAAUGAUAUCCAAAGAUUACAGUCAAUGAAGAAAUUUCGUCGCGACUUGAUCGCUUGUCUAAAAUCAAAAGUACUCGAAAAAAUUAUCGACAAAUGUUCAUACUUUAAGUGCGACUAAUAAAUAUUGAAAAGUUUUUUCGUAGGAAAAUUAAACAAUCAAAGUUUCUCGGGUCAGAUUCGUUAUGAGCUGCGACAACAUUUUGUUUUUUCAUUGUAAAUGUAAACAUAUUCUUUUAUGAAGACACCACUGCUCAAAACAUUCCGAGAUCGAUUAGUCGCACGAUAGGUAUAAAUAUUUGUCAAUGAUAAUUUUUUCGAACACCUUUGAUUUAUAUUUUAAGCAAACGUUUGGAGAGGAGUCGCGACGAAAUUUCUCCAUUUACUGUGUAUCUAUGGAUAUCGCUGGGAGCUCUUAAUGCUAAGACUUGAAGCCUUGUGCCUUCGUUUUAAUACCGAUUUACAUCAACGGCGUUGACGAACGAACAUAAAGAAAUCAAAGUUUUUAAACGCAGCCAUAUCACGUUGCCAGACUAAUUCAGCAAAUUGAGACAGGUGAAUGAGAAAACAGCGCAAGUCAUGUUUUUAACGUAAUUUUUUCAGGGUAAUAUACAAUCUUUUUUACAGGUAAUUAUUUUUUUAUACGAAUGCGUUGUGUAACUUCAAUUUUUCAGUAAAGAAACUUAUAUGUGAGUGCAGCAUUAAAGCCGCAACUCUUUUGUAAUGUAAAUACUUUUAAAAAAAGAUAAGCUUGUAAUAUUUAAUGAUGAGGAAGCGUAGGUUAUCGUUGAGAAGCGGAAACGCGAGAAUAAGUGAGAAAGAAGCAGAAACGAAGUUGAAACAUUUAAAGUAAAAGGUAAACGUACGCGCAAUUUGAUAGCUCGUUAAAAAAAGACGGGCGGCUCGUACGGAGGACCGACGGUCGUAUUUGCAAACCGAUUGCUUCUCCGGCGAGCUAAUGAACAAUUUCAAUUUAACAAACUAAAAAAAAUAAUGUAGGUACGUAUACGCACACGGACAUAUAUAUAUACAUAAUUAUAAAUAUUAAAUCUAAAUAUAUACGUUUAUACGAAAAAACUUUAUACUCUGUAAUAAUAAUCUCUUAAAGGCAUUUAAACGGCGCAAUUAAUUCUCUAUAAAAGUGUUUAUUUUAUUCAGUUAGACACCGCAAGCGUUCUGUAAUUAUCCAUGUUAUUGUUUUUUUUUUAAUUCUCCAGUCUCUAGUUCUAAGUAGCAGUCCGAGCUUCGAGACUCGAGAAUACGAAAAAAAGAGUUUGUAAUUUCUUCUCUUUUAUAUAGACAAAUUAGAAGAAACAUUAGGAGAGAACAUGAAGAUUGAAGUUCUGUUGUUAUUGACGAGAGCAGCCUGUAGUCCGUUCAUUGCAAUUUUAAUUAUUCCUUUUCUUUUCUUUUCUUUAUUUUUUACUAAAAUAAGAGAUAAAAGGAAAACAACUUUUCCGAGCCGUUCGACCAGUAGAAGCUAUAUCAGAGCACAUUUUUUACACGAUGAAAUUGUCAACGUCAAUCACUUGUUAACUUUCGGUAUAUUAAAGUUAAGCGCAACAAAAAAAUAUAGGCUUCUACCGCUUGGACGCUCGGACGGGCUGUUGCUUGUAAUUUUCCAGCAAAUCUUCAGCCUUCCGUUCGAUAAAAAUAAAAGCGCCAGAGCCGACUUGCGGCUCGCGUCUUGGUAAUCAAUCAUUGGCCGUCUGUCGGUUACUCUUGUUUCCUGUGUAUGAAAUUUGGAUUCGCGUAGCUUACAUAAGACAGUCUGCUCUCGAGGCGCGAGACGCGAGCCGAUCGAACGUCCCUUUCUAUUUUCUAGCGACUAAUCGUUUUAUAGUAUUUAUACCUUUAUACACUCAAGUAUAGCAGUUUAUAACAAUUUAAACAAAAAAAGCAUACAUACAUAAGUGUAUUUCGAGUGUGUUAAAAUAGCGACAUGUGUAACGAAAACAUUUAUUCUUGAGGGUGGUGCGCGCGAAAAAAAGACCCAUAGCGCGUGAAUAGGCGAUUGGCCAGCGCUGAUAUUAAUCUUUAAUCGUACAUUGUAAGAGCCAUUUAUUAAGCGAGCGCUUGGUCCAACUUGUCAAGGCGAUCGAUUAUUCAGUUUUUUUGACACGCGAACCGCUGCAUAUUAUAUGAUAUGUGAUAGUCGAAGCAUGUGCGAGUCGGCUGCAACUUGGUUAUUCCGGCUGCGGAAACCUUAGGCUAGAAUUUAAGACAGUACGUUCUAGUAUAAAGUGUCCUUUUAUAUGAAUAAAUGAUUUUGUAUGUCGAAAAUCGACUUUAUUUACCUUUACCCGUCCUCUCUCUCUCUCUCUCUCUCUCGCUCACUA